This is a messenger RNA of Oryzias latipes (Japanese medaka), 2303 nucleotides long. It is a transcript of the gene tsc22d3, whose product is annotated as TSC22 domain family, member 3. Gene Ontology annotation, biological process: regulation of transcription by RNA polymerase II. Lineage: Eukaryota; Metazoa; Chordata; Actinopteri; Beloniformes; Adrianichthyidae. The record is from RefSeq and is a predicted model, not a curated record.
GUGAUAAGCAGUAAUCAGCUUCUGGGUUUUGCUUUCAAGCGGACUCCUGCUGAAUCGGACCGAGGGAGUGUGUAGAUGUGUGUGCUUGUGUAGCAACACAGCGACAACUCUGAACAAAAAGGCUCAACACGGCUGAGCCACAGGAGGGGGAACUGAGGGAUAGAAGCAGGCAGAGUGGCUCAGCGUGACUGCACUUCUCAAGGGAGGAACUCGACCUGACAUUUAGCCCUCCUGGUGCCGCAGAGGAGACAGGGCAGCACAUUAGACUUGUCAGAGAAGAGGAAAACACCCUUUUUGCGUGUAUCACUCACUCACCUCAGCCUCUGUCAUCCACGCCUGUAAGUCCUGCACCUGCUACUUGGCCUUCCAAGAUGUCAGAUGAUGGCUGCCGCUCGCCCAUCGGCUUGGACUGCUGCAGCUGCUGCCUGGACCUGGCAAACGGCUGCGACGACUCGCUGUCCAGCAGCCCAUCUCAGGGCCUGGGUACCGCAGGCGGCAUCCCGGCCAGCCCAACCAGCCCCAGCGUGAGUCACUUCCGUCAGCUCCGCAACCAGCUGAUGUACCAGAACCUGAACACAGACAAGCUGAACAACAUCAUGAGGCAGGACUCGCUGGACUCGGUAGUGAGGGACCCCUGCUUCCUGCUCAAUGAGGGGAUCUGCAACAGCAACAUUGACCAGACCAUGCUGUCCAUUCUGCUUUUCUUUCACAGUGCCUCUGGUGCUAGCGUGGUGGCUAUUGACAACAAGAUCGAGCAGGCCAUGGAUCUGGUCAAGAACCACCUGAUGUAUGCUGUCAGAGAGGAGGUGGAGAUCCUCAAGGAGCAGAUCAAGGAACUGGCAGAGAAGAACAACCAACUUGAGAGGGAGAACUACCUGCUCAAGAACUUGGCCAGCCCCGAGCAGCUGGAGAAGUUCCAGUCUCGCAUCCCGACAGACGCGCUCUCGCCCCUGGACAAUCACAGCUCGCAGGGGUCUUCGGAGCAGCAGGGCUGCAACCGCAGCACCGGCUCUGCUGUAUAAGUGGCUCUGUCUUGGGGCGGGCAGAGCCACGGCAACUCUCUCUUAAGCAAUGGACCUCCAUUUGAACGUAAAUGAAAUCAACGCCGCAGAGAAAACCUUCGAUCGGAGCGAAGGUGGAGAACCACGGCCGCGCGCAAUCGUUGGGACUCAAACGAACUGUUGACGCUGAGCACAAACCAGAACUUGAGAUGCUCUGACCGGUGCCAUGUCAGGCCCAUCCUCUGAUACCGUCCAGCUCUUUGUCAUAGUCUCUUAGUAGAUGCAAGUGUUAAGAGUAGAGAGGGCUAGACACAGACGAGCACGUCCUUUCAGACGAUGAGUAUGUGGGGGUAAGACCCUUUUGUAGAAAUACCCCUCUCUCUUCGGAGGCAGGCCGCUGACCGGACUGGCCCUCCAGGGGUCAACUCUGCAAUCGUGGGGACUUUUUUGUGACAGGAGGAAGACCCCCUCAGAAGCUGCUCCAACUCUGAAAGUUUCAAGGACUUCCAGGCACACAUUUCAGCCUCCAAACCAGGAGUUAUCCUGCACCUAAAGUGUAUCCCUACUGUGUCCAUGUACAUUAAACAUAACCAUAAUUAACAGGAUAAGCUACAGUCAGAGGUGGAGGUUCAUGACGUAGUAUAGAGCCGUUAACCUUCUGCAGGAUACUGCAAUGAUUCACAUCACCUGUAAUCUGGUUCUGUCUGCAGUGGGGGCUUGCUGCAUUUGGGGAAAAUGAAUACUGCAAUGUCUUCUGUCUUUUUGUGUGUGUUUGAUUAUGGUUCUGAACACAAAUCUGUUUUUAUUCUAACAAGUUGGGCCAAGUUACUUGCCUGAUGCACAGGACAGUAGUUGUGUAUAUUCGUCAGAAAUGUCCAGAGGUAAACGCAGCGAAGACGGUGUGCAAGCACAUGCACUCCUGAUUCUUUAAGCAGCAUCCUUUAGGUCUGGUAGUUUUUUUGUUUGCUCAGAUGCCAACUUGAAAACAAAAGCACGACAACAGUGCUUGUAAGAAACUGAUGUUUGGGCCUUUUUUCUUUCUUUCUCAAGCUACCAAAGACUUUGCUUCACUUUUUUUUAUUUUUAUACGGCCACAGAAGCUGAACAUACCUGAACCAUGUUCUUCAAAAAGAGAGAAAAAAAAAAAUUGCCCAGGGAAGUCUUGCUUUGAGCUUGUGCUUCAGUGUCUGUUUUUGUAAAGGUAAUGUUGCUUUUUAAGUAUCCUGAAAACAGUUGUUCACUUCUGUAAAGUGUUUGGAUACAACUGCACAUUAGCAAUAAACCUUAUGUUUACAUAAUGAA